This is a messenger RNA of Quercus robur (English oak), 2146 nucleotides long. RefSeq names its product triacylglycerol lipase OBL1-like. Lineage: Eukaryota; Viridiplantae; Streptophyta; Magnoliopsida; Fagales; Fagaceae. Gene Ontology annotation, biological process: lipid metabolic process. The record is from RefSeq and is a predicted model, not a curated record. Bases 537 to 1967 code for a protein of 476 amino acids. Gene Ontology annotation, molecular function: triacylglycerol lipase activity. The transcript has 6 exons.
UUUUAUUUGUUCUCAUCUCAGACAGAGAGAGAGAGAGGGAGAAAUCGUUGUUUUGCUCCAUUGAGGGAGAGAUCAUCGUCUUCCUCGUCUGCUCCACCUCCACCACCAACGACAUGCGGCCCAAAUGGAUAUGUUUGGAAGACUGGAAAGUAUUCACUGGAAGAGACUCUAGUGGAAAAGAAAUGCAUGUAAAUGAGUAAUAUUUAAGCAGAUCAAAUGCUAAAACGGAGUGUAUUUUACAAAAAGAAGCUACCUGCUAUCAUGGGCCGAGUGCAUAUCACUCGAUAAGGCAUUAGAAAGCAUGCCAUAUGUCUCUUACCUUAUCUUUUUCAAAAGUUAGGAAUACUUACCUUGUCUCUUAAUUACCAUAAGCAUAUGUCUCUAACCUUAUCUUUUUUCGAAAGUUAGGAAUUGUGGUAUACAGAAUUGCAGAUAUAAAUAUUGAGUCGCUUUGCUAAAAUUUGAUUACCUGGUUUUCUAAUUGAGACAUUGACAUAGCAACCCAUCCUGCACCUUCUCCAUAUUACUUCUAAGCCAUGUCUUGUGAUGAAAAAAAUUUCAGCAAAAAUUAUUUUGUGCUGAAGCCAGAUAACACUAGUUUCUAUGAUCUCGGUUGCUUUCUCUUUUCCUCUGAAUCAAAAGAUUGUGAAUUCAUUGAGUGCUCAUCAGAAGACCUUAAGGGAGGUUUUUGGAGAAGAUGGUACAUCUUCAGCUCCCUUUUUGCGCAGAAACUCCUCCUUAAGGUGGAAAACCCUAUGAAAAAAUUAGGGAAAGUGUUAGAGCAAUGGCUGAAUCUUCUUUCAAGAAACGGUGGAUUACUCAGGCUCUUCACCAAUUUCUUAACAGGAAAGAGGGAAAGAAUGCCGAAUAGGUUAUCGGCAAAGUUCACAUCUGUGGUGGGAAAUCUUGAUCCAAGAGUGGAAUUAGACAAAAGUAUCAGAUAUGGUAACACAAAAUACAAUGCUUUUCUCUCAAUUAUGGCCUCCAAAUUGUCGUAUGAAAAUGAAGAAUUCGCUAAAAUCAUAAUCAAUGAUCAUUGGAAUAUGGAAUUCUUGUACUUCGACAACUAUUGGAAUGAUUACCUGAAGGACUAUACAACUCAAGCCAUUAUGUUCCAAGAUACAAGGGUUGACCCUAACCUGAUCGUGGUUGCAUUUAGGGGCACCCACCCAUUCGACCCAAAAGCUUGGAGAGUAGAUGUGGAUCUCUCAUGGUAUGAAAUUGAAGGGGUGGGUCAGACUCAUAGUGGCUUUAUGAAAGCUCUUGGUCUUCAAAAGAGAAAAGGAUGGCCCGAACUAGGAAGUAACCAAAACAAAUAUGCUUAUUAUGAAAUCAGACAAAGGUUGAGAAAGUUAUUGCAAAAAAAUAAGAAUGCAAAAUUUAUAUUGACAGGGCACAGCUUGGGUGGGGCAUUGGCGAUUUUGUUUCUGACUGUGCUAGCAAUACAUGAAGAGGAAUGGUUGAUGGAUAAGUUGGAGGGAGUGUACACAUUUGGGCAACCAAGGGUUGGAGACUAUCAGUUGAAGGAAUAUAUGGAGAAGAAGUUGGAGCAAUAUGAUGUGAGGUAUUUUAGGUUUGUUUACUGCAAUGACAUAGUGCCUAGGGUCCCUUAUGAUGAUGAUAAUGUCUUUUUUACUCACUUUGGAACUUGCUACUACUACAAUAGCUCCUAUAAAGGAAAGGUCAUUACAGAGGAGCCGAAUAAGAACUACUUCUCAGUGCCAUGGACCAUUGUCAAAUUCAGGCUUAACGCAAUUUGGGAGCUGAACCGAAGUUUCAUUUUCCCAUAUACGAGAGGUCCAGAGUACAAAGAAAGUUGGCUAAUGAAAACGAUGAGGAUUUUUGGAUUGGUAUUUCCCGGAUUAGUAGCACAUAUGCCCCAAGAUUAUGUUAAUGCUACCCGAUUGGGAUCUUUACCUCUAGACCUCCAAAGCACAAUGCAUCAACUAGAUUCUAAGGUUAACUGACCUACACAAAUACGAAACCGAAACUGUACAUAUUAUUCACUUUUAUCACAUUAACAUUUCCAAACCCCUCUCUUCAAAUACUUCAAUCCAAAUAAACAACCAAUGUAUUUAAUGGUCACAGCUGCGAAUAUAAUCUCAAAAGGAAUAAGGUAUGCCUUCAUCAAAGGCAAUUUACUGAA